This is a messenger RNA of Notolabrus celidotus (New Zealand spotty), 4646 nucleotides long. RefSeq names its product NLR family CARD domain-containing protein 3-like. The transcript is spliced from 10 exons. The coding region runs from base 51 to 2894 and encodes 947 amino acids. Gene Ontology annotation, molecular function: protein binding. Lineage: Eukaryota; Metazoa; Chordata; Actinopteri; Labriformes; Labridae. The record is from RefSeq and is a predicted model, not a curated record.
GUCUCCAUUUUGAGUCGACGGAGCAGAGAGAGAGAGAAACCCCGAACAGGAUGAGUGUUUUUGGGGAGGAACAGGAGGACUGUGCAGAGUCUGAAGUCUCUGGCCGUCUGUCUCUGAGGAGUGACCGGUCCAAAGAUCAUCCUCCAGACUUCAGUGCUGAACCUGGACCCUCAGACUCAAAAGCUGAUUUCAUCAGACAGAGAGCAGAGUCUGAAGUCUCUGGACGUCUGUCUCUGAGGAGUGACCGGUCCAAAAAUUAUCCUCUAAACUUCAGUGCUGAACCUGGACCCUCAGACUCAAAGAAGAGGAGUCCGGUCUCUGUGGAGGAGCAGCCGGUCUCUGUGGAGGAGCAGCGGUCCUGCGGUGCUGGACCUCAGACAGCCCGUCAGAGCAGGACUUUACAAAGUGGUCUGCAGAGGGUUUUAGAUCAACACAAGACCAGUCUGAGGACCAGAUGUGAGCGUGUGACUGAAGGAAGUGAGGAAACAGGAAGUAGAACCCUCCUCAACAGGAUCUACACUGAGCUCUACAUCACAGAGGGACAUAGUGAAGAGGUGAACACCCAACAUGAGGUGAGACAGCUGGAGACCGCCUCCAAGAAGAAGAUCCUCCAGGACACUCCCAUCAAGUGCCAGGACAUCUUCAGAGCCUUACCUGGUCCACAGAAACCCAUCAGAGUGGUUCUGACAGUCGGCGUCGCUGGUGUUGGAAAAACCUUCUCAGUGCAGAAGUUCACUCUGGACUGGGCAGAGGGCUUGGAGAACCAGGACCUCAGUCUGGUGGUUCUGCUUUCAUUCAGGGAGCUGAACCUGAUCAGGGGACGGUACAGUCUCCUCCAGCUGCUCCAUGAGUUCCAUCCAACAUUACAGGAGGUCCCAGCAGAGACGCUGGCUGUCUGUAAACUGGUGUUCAUCUUUGACGGUCUGGACGAAAGCAGACUGUCUCUGGAUUUCAACAACACUCAGGUUGUGUCUGACGUCACACAGAGCUCAUCCAUAAACCUGCUGUUAACAAACCUCAUCCAGGGGAAUCUGCUCCCCUCAGCUCUGGUCUGGAUCACUUCUCGACCCGCAGCAGCCAAUCAGAUCCCUCCUUCACGCGUUGACAGGGUCACAGAAGUCCGAGGCUUCACUGACGCCCAGAAGGAGGACUACUUCAGGAGGAGGAUCAGUGAUGAAGAUCUGUCCAACAGAAUCCUCUCGCACAUCAAGACCUCCAGGAGCCUCCACAUCAUGUGUCAGAUCCCGGCCUUCUGCUGGAUCACUGCUACAGUUCUGGAGCACAUGAUGAGCACAGAGCAGAGAGGAGAGCUGCCCAAGACCCUGACUGACAUGUACUCACACUUCCUGCUGGUCCAGACCAAGAGGAAGAGGAAGAAGUACGCUGAGGGUCCUGAGACCAGUCCUCAGGAGCUGAUGGAGGCUGACGGGGAAGUUCUCCUGAAGCUGGGCCGGCUGGCGUUUGAACAUCUGGAGGAAGGAAACAUCAUGUUCUACCAAGAAGACCUGGAGCGAUGUGGUCUGGAUGUCACAGAGGCCUCGGUGUACUCAGGACUCUGUACAGAGAUCUUCAAAAGAGAGUGUGUGAUCUUCAAGAAAACAGCCUACUGCUUUGUUCAUCUGAGCGUUCAGGAGUUUCUGGCUGCAGUCUACAUGUUCCACUGUUCCACAACCAGGAACACAAAGGUACUGGAGGCUUUUCUGGGGAAACAACAAGUUUCAACUCUUGAAGACCUCCUGAAAGGAGCUAUGAUGAAAGCUCUGAGAAGUAGAAACGGUCACCUGGACCUGUUUGUCCGCUUCCUUCAUGGACUCUCUCUGGAGUCAAACCGGAGACUCUUAGGAGGUCUGCUGGGUCACACAGACAACAGUCCAGAGAUGAUCCAAAGAGUCAUCAACAACCUGAAGGAUAUGAACAGUUAUGAGAACUCUCCUGACAGAAGCAUCAACAUCUUCCACUGUCUGACGGAGAUGAACGACCUCUCAGUCCAUCAGGAGAUCCAAAAGUUCCUGAAGUCAGAGAACAGAUCACAGAAGGAGAGACUCUCUGAGAUCCAGUGCUCUGCUCUGGCCUACAUGCUGCAGAUGUCAGAGGAGGUUCUGGAUGAGUUAGAUCUAAAGAAGUACAACACAUCAUUGGAGGGACGACGGAGACUGAUUCCAGCUGUGAGGAACUGCAGGAAGGCUCGAUUUCAAACCUGCAGCCUGUCAGAGACUCACUGUGAAGUUGUGGCCUCUGCUCUGAAGUCCAACCCCUCCCAUCUGAGACACCUGGACCUGAGCUACAACAACCUGAAGGAUUCAGGAGUGAAGCAUCUGUCAGCUGGACUGGAGAGUCCGCACUGCAGACUGGAGACUCUAAUAUUGUGGUGCUGCAGAUUGUCAGAGAUCAGCUGUGCUUCUCUGGCCUCUGCUCUGAAGUCCAACCCCUCCCAUCUGAGAGAGCUGGACCUGAGUAACAACAAGCUGCAGGAUUCAGUAGUGAAGACGCUGGGUGGUUUUCUGGAGAGUCCUCACUGCAGACUGGAGACUCUGAGAUUGCUGGGCUGCAGUUUGUCAGAGAUCAGCUGUGCUUCUCUGGCCUCUGCUCUGAAGUCCAACCCCUCCCAUCUGAGAAAGCUGGACCUGAACUACAACAAGCUGCAGGAUUCAGGAGUGAAGACGCUGUGUGGUUUUCUGGAGAGUCCUCACUGCAGACUGGAGACUCUGAGAUUGCUGGGCUGCAGUUUGUCAGAGAUCAGCUGUGCUUCUCUGGCCUCUGCUCUGAAGUCCAACCCCUCCCAUCUGAGAGAGCUGGACCUGAGAGACAACAAGCUGCAGGAUUCAGGAGUGAAGACGCUGUGUGGUUUUCUGGAGAGUCCUCACUGCAGACUGGAGACUCUGAGGUGGAGGUAAAGAUCUCUGAAAGGUGGAUGUGUUGACGGAGGAUCAGCUGAGUCCUGAUGAUCCAGGAGGACCGAGGAGAGAGGACGGAGGAGACGAAUCGGACGAGCGAUGAGAGAGGAAACAGGAGCCUUCACAGACACGCCCCCUUAUGGAAUCUCAGUCCCUGAUUGGACGCUGCAGAGUUCUCUAUCUGCUCAGAUUCACUGUAUAAAGUAAUAGUGUCAUAAUCUCUAAUAUCAGAGAUAGAAGGUAAAUAUUCAUGCUCAGUUCUUUCUCCUGUUGAUGUUCCUGUUGGUUCUCUUGGUUCUCUUCAUGAAUUAAAGUCUGACAGUAAAGUUAUUAUAAUUCAUAAUAAAUAAUUAGUCAUCUUAAUUCAAAACAAAUAAAUAAAUAAAAACACAACAAAGAAAUGAUAUUUCAUUUCAUAGAUCCUGUUUGUGUCUGAAUCAGUUUCUUAAAAACGAAUGAUGAAAACAGAAUGUGACAUCCAGACGGGUGUCUUAUUUGGCCACAGUUUUGGAAAAGUCAAAUCACUGCUGAGAACUUUAUAAUCACAUAUUUUAGAGAUCCAUGUUUCAAUAUUAUCCCAAGGUGUCCUAAUUUUGGCACAAUACCAAAAGGUGAGGGAGUCGCUGUGGGAGUUGCAUUUUAAACCUCUCUCUGAGCAGCUGGGGUCAGAUUUAUGGAUUUUCUCUCUACUAUAGUACAUUCUUGUCAUUAGCUUAUACUGGAUUAGGUGCAGAUUUUCAUCAGUGCUUAUGUUAUAUGUUAGUUUUAAACAAUCCUUCCAUUUAGUUUUUGCAUCUACAAUAUGAAGAUCCUCAUUCCAUUUAUUCUAUAUCUUUUGUAAGAGUUCUUCGUUGCUUUCGACCCUGAUAAGAAUAUUAUACACAGCACCUACUAGUCUUUUCUUUGGAUUCUUCUUAUUUAGAAUUUACAUAAUUCUAAGCCUCUCAAAAUUCUUUGUUCAUAAAAACAGGACGAUGAAAUCUCCCCCCAAAUUUGUUGUUUUUCUAAAUGAAUUCAAAAUGUUCCUAAAAUCAUUGAAAGUAAUGAAAGGACCAAGAGCACUAAAGAUAUACCAUUCCAUAAAAGAACUCCUCACUGAGUUGUAAUAAUUAUUCCCUUUCCUUACUUAACUUAUGUUAUUAUUCAUUUUCUACAUAUAUAUAUAAUUUUCUCAUUUACCUUAAAUUACCAACUGAAGCUGUGUUGUUUCUGUAUCUUUAAUGAUUGUUUAUGUAUGAUGCUCCAUCUGAAUGUUCUUUUAUUUUUUUAUUUAAACAAUCAGACAUGAACAGGAACAAUGACAAACUCAGACCACACAUACUGAACUUACAUUAUCAAGAGAUUACACCUCCUUUGAAACUGAAAACAUAUUACUGUGGUGUAUAUCACAUUUUCACACCAGCCAUAUAACAGAUAUACAUAUAAGAUAAGAUAUUCUUUAUUUGUCUCCCAUUGGGGGAAAUUCUUUUGUUACAGCAGCUUACAACACGGGACAGAGAAUACAACAAUGAACUAACAUAGUUAAAAAAUAUAAUAACAAUAAUAAUAGCAAUGACAAGGGUAACAUAUAAUAAAAUAAAGUAGGGUCAGAAGGAAUAUUAAAAGCAUUCUGAUUAAAUACAAGGGGUUUAGAGGAGGUUAAAUUCUGCUAUCAAUGUGUACAGUUUGUUUCAGAUAUUUUUGUAACAAGGAGUGCUCCAUCUGAAUGUACCCAUUGUUUGUUAUUUACAUUUACAAUAAAGUUUGGAAAAA